This is a messenger RNA of Gossypium arboreum, 1587 nucleotides long. RefSeq names its product OVARIAN TUMOR DOMAIN-containing deubiquitinating enzyme 12. Gene Ontology annotation, molecular function: cysteine-type deubiquitinase activity. The coding region runs from base 378 to 1400 and encodes 340 amino acids. Gene Ontology annotation, biological process: protein deubiquitination. The record is from RefSeq and is a predicted model, not a curated record. The transcript has 11 exons. Lineage: Eukaryota; Viridiplantae; Streptophyta; Magnoliopsida; Malvales; Malvaceae.
UUUUGCAUACUCAAAUUUAAAAAAAAAAUAAAAAAAUAAAAAUUACUAAUUGAUAAAAAGGCCGUCCGUCUGCAAUCGGGUCGGAUUGACGCGUGCUUGUCGUUUUAAUUAACAUCGGCGGGAAACAGUUUAUUUAUAAGUACGUGAAAUAAGAUUGCCAUAUUUGGUUUAAUUCAUUUUUUUUCCUGAGGUUUUCAAAAAAAUUUCAAACGUUUUGAUCGUUAUCUUUUUUGUCACUUGUGUACUCCAUUAAUACAGCAACAGUUCAUUGUUUUCUUUUCCUUCCUUGUUUUUUUCUCUUUAAACCAAGGUUUCAAGCUUUCUGGGUUUGGUGGUGAUCAAGUAAUCUUUUUCGGUGGAAAAUUCACUUGAAGUUGAUGACUAUGUAUCAGCAAGAUUCAGAUUUUGUGCAUUGGGUUCUGGGUGGCGACCCUUUUUACCAUUCUGUAUAUAAUAAUGACAUGGUGCAGCAAGAUGCUGGUGACAUCUAUCAUCAUACAUACUAUUUUAGAGGUCAUAGUCAUACUGAUACACAAAGCAGCCAGAUAGAGAAUGAUGAGGUCAUUGCUCGUACCCUUCAGGAAGAAUUCUCUCAUCUUGCUGUGGCAGAAACUUCUGAAUUUUCUCAUGCUGGGGAAGAGCAAUUGCAAGCAUCCUGUGAACCUCAUGAUUGGCUUACUCCUUCAACAACAGACUACUGUUAUUCAGGCUAUGAAUAUGGCCAGGAUGAAUCUGAUGAUUUGGUGCUACAUAGUUCAUGCUCUAGUUCUAGCCCCAGUGAUUCAGAGGAUUAUUCUGGCUCAUUGGAGCUGACUGAGGGUUAUUUACUUGAUGAUGAAGUAGGCAAGAGGUUGAAUCAAAUGGUUCCUAUUCCUCAUGUCCCUCGAAUCAAUGGCGAAAUACCAUCAAUUGAUGAAGCAAUGUCUGAUCAUGAGAGGUUGUUAAGCAGAUUGCAGGUAUAUGGUUUCAUGGAGCUCAAGGUUCAGGGAGAUGGCAACUGUCAGUUCCGUGCACUGUCACAUCAGUUAUUUCAUACACCUGAUAAUCACAAAAUUGUGAGACGACAAAUUGUGAAUCAGCUUAAAUCUAACCCUGAAGCAUAUGAAGGAUAUGUCCCCAUGGAUUAUACAGACUAUUUGAAGAAGAUGUCAAAGAGUGGCGAGUGGGGUGAUCAUGUUACAUUGCAGGCUGCUGCGGACAGGUAUGGUGUUAGAAUUUUUGUCAUUACAUCUUUUAAGGACACUUGUUACAUCGAGAUUCUUCCUAACUUCCAAAAAAUGAAAAGCGUUAUUUUCUUGAGUUUUUGGGCCGAAGUUCACUACAACUCAAUCUACUGCCAAGGAGAUCCUCCUUCAUCCGAGGUUCCAAGGAAGAAAAGAUGGUGGAAUUUUGGGAACUAACACUGCAAAGAUGAGCCAGGCUUCCAAUAAUUUCCUCCCUCUGACUUGCCAUAAAAUGUAAUCAUACUUGAUAGUUGUAUUGUAAGGAGAAACAAUAUGAUAUAUUUUUUAAUUCCCUUUGAAUUUUAUGAAAUAUUCACAGCUUAAUUCUUUCAUGCAUGAAAUAAAUUGAAAGAAAUCUGUUAUA